Messenger RNA from Aegilops tauschii subsp. strangulata, 1029 nucleotides. NCBI's taxonomy places the organism in Eukaryota, Viridiplantae, Streptophyta, Magnoliopsida, Poales, Poaceae. The record is from RefSeq and is a predicted model, not a curated record.
AUGAACGUUGGUGGGAAGGAAACCACUUCUUCUCAGCUCGGCACAGACCCUCCCUCGACAGACCAGGAAGACAUCUACACUGUCAUCGAGGAGGUCGCCAAGGAUGCCGAAGCUAAGGCCACCAAGAUCGCGGCUGGGGAAGCCGCCAAGUCCACCGCCGAGGAGGCCACCAAGGGGGCUGCCGGGGAGACUGGUGAGGCUGCUGUCGGGGAGGCCGGCAAGGGGCCUGCCGGGGAGUCCGGCAAGGCUGCUGCCGGGGAGGCUAACAAGGCUGCUGCCGAGGAGGCCGCCAAGGAGCCCGCCGGGGAGGGGGCGGCCGAUGACCAACCUUCCUCCCGCGCAGCUUCUGCCCUGGGCAAGUACUUGAAGGUGGGUGCCGAUCUGUUCAUCCGCCUCCCAGGGACGGCAGACACCAAGGCGCCAGCCGAAGGGGAGGUCUUUGAUGACGAGGCCCUCGCCACUGCUGGGUUCCAGGUUGUCGACGAACCGAGCGCCAGUGGCGGCGGUUCCCAAGAGGAGCAGCUCCUCCCGAGCCGUGAGCGCCAAUUUCCAGAAGCUGCAGGCGCUCCACCAUGCUCGCCAAGACAAGGUGAACUCCAGGAUGGCAGUUGUGGACAAAGCGGAAGCCGAUUCCCAGGAGUGCGUCGCUCAGACGCACUUGCCGCCACGCUCCGCGGCAAGGACGAGGAAAUCGGGAAGAUUGUCGCGCAGCGGACCCAGGAGCUGGAGCAGAAGCACAAUGACGCACUUGAUGCCCUGGUCCUGGACCAAGCCGGCAAGGUGGAGAAGUUGGAGCUGGAGCGGGAGGGGCUGAAGAAGGAGAUCUUGGAGCUGACGGAGGAGAGGGACACGGUCAACCGCACUCUGGCGGAUUUGCAGGUCGCCAUCUCUGACAAGACCAAGUUGCUCUCCGAGGCCAACAGCUCCAUUGAUGAUCUGAAGCUACAACUCGGCACCCUGGAAGGGACGCUUUCAGAGGUCAUGGCCCGGGAGGAGAUCCUGAACAAGGCCCUUGAGAGCGAAAAGUAG